UUGAUACAGAAAAGGUCCGUAAAAACAAUACAUACGUGAUAACUGCUAGUAUAUUUGUUGUACACACUAGGCGUUAUGUUGCUACGCCUAUUCCACGUAUCUGCCGCGUCGCUGUUCUGGUAUACAGUGUGGUACGACCAGAGUUUCAUAGAUAUACCGUUCCCGAAUGAGAAGUAUGCGCAGUAUGCUUUGAAAGGGAGAGUUACUUUCCUGACGUUCUGGUGUUUGGUACUGCAAACACUCUACUUCACAGUCUCCGUUCUGAAUGACUACAUCGGCACUAAUGUCGAUCACCCCAAGCAGAACUCCAUCUUACGCUACAUCAAGGACAAGCUGUUCAUCCUCGCCUUCCCCAUCGCUCUCUACGUUACCUCCUUCUUCUGGGGCAUCUACGCCAUCGACAAAGACCUCAUCUUCCCUGACUGGAUCGCCAAGAUCAUCCCCUCAUGGGUCAACCACACCAUGCACUCAUUAGUUCUUCUCUUCAUCAUUUUAGAACUAGUCAUAACAUACAGGAGAUAUCCAUCUAGGUACGUUGGGUACUCGAUAGUCGUUUGUUUCAAUUUUAUGUACACGUUUUGGUUCCAUUUUAUUUACUAUCAGACUGGGGUUUGGGUGUACCCUGUUUAUGGUGUGUUGAACUGGCCGGGUAGGGUAGGGCUUCAAAUGGCCAGUACUACUUUAGCAGUUGGAUUUUACCUGCUGGGAGAGAAGCUGAAUGAACUUGUGUGGACGAAAGUUGAUAAGCAGAAGGUGAAAAGCAAAUAAAUUAUUUAUUUUAUAAGAUGAACGCAUAAUUUUAAAACUAUAAGUCCCAGCACCAUACUAUAAAGACGACU
Molecule: messenger RNA, 839 nt
Organism: Cydia strobilella
Lineage: Eukaryota; Metazoa; Arthropoda; Insecta; Lepidoptera; Tortricidae
Product: androgen-induced gene 1 protein-like
Exons: 2
Coding region: 76-768 (230 amino acids)
Cellular component (GO): endomembrane system; membrane
Source: RefSeq, a predicted model, not a curated record